Molecule: messenger RNA, 1203 nt
Organism: Fonsecaea nubica
Lineage: Eukaryota; Fungi; Ascomycota; Eurotiomycetes; Chaetothyriales; Herpotrichiellaceae
Exons: 1
Coding region: 1-1203 (400 amino acids)
Source: RefSeq, a predicted model, not a curated record
AUGGCGACAACAUCGCUUCCCAGGGCCGUCAAGGCGUCGUUCUGGCGUGGUGGCACAUCCAAGGGCGUAUUUCUCGACUCAAGAGAUCUGCCACAAUGGUUCGUUGGGGGUCUAUCCGCAGGAGAGCCACUCGAAGAGGGCACGAUCAAACGAAUGGAGGACUUUUUCGCAGUGGUCAUGGGAUCCCCCGAUCCGUAUGGCAGACAGCUGAAUGGCAUGGGCGGUGGCAUUUCAUCGCUAAGCAAGGCCAUGAUCGUUCGCCCAUCACCACAGCCAGAUGCCGACAUCGACUAUACUUUCUUCCAAAUUGGUGUUAAAGACGGUAAGUUGGACAUGGCUGGCAACUGCGGCAACCUGACCUCGGUGGUCGGGCCUUUUGCGUUAAAUUCUGGACUUGGUCAAGACGAUAUCAAAAGGUACGGCCACUGGGUUGAGGAUGGGGACAAUGCCACCGUCACUUUGCGAAUGCGAAACACCAACACGGCCAAAAUCAUCGAGUCUACCUUCCAAGCAACCCGGUAUGAGGGCAAAUGGGAAUAUCAAGAGCUCGGCAGCUGCAGCAUCGAUGGGGUGCCUGGGACAGGGUCCACGAUUACAUUAUCAUUCCUGAACCCACAAGGCGCAAAAACUGGCAAGGCCUUGCCUACAGGCAAUCCAAUCGAUAGCGUUCAGAUCGGGCAGCAGACAGUCCGAGCAUCCUUGAUAGAUGUCAGCAAUCCCGGAGUAUUUAUCGAUGGCAGAGACGUGGGAUGGAACGCGGAGGCGACACCGGAACAGCUGAAUUCUAAUCAAGAGCUCCUGGAAAAGCUAGAAGCGAUACGAAAACGGGGCACCGAGAUGAUGGGCUUAGACCCCAACAUUAGCAGCAUACCCAAGAUUGUCUUGCUGUUCCCUGCUAAAGGUGAAGGCUUGGAUAUAUCAUGCCAGGCUCUUUCCAUGGAACAGGCACAUAAGGCCGUCCCGGUCACACUGGCCCUCAACCUGGGCGUGGCAUGUAAGAUGGAGGGAACUCUUCCACAUGCCAUGUCAAAGCACCUGCAUCACUCCAAUACCAUCAUUGGCCAUCCAUCGGGCACUCUGGAGGUCGGUGCCGCUAUCGAGAAUGGCGCCAUCAUUGGUGCCAAGCUGAUCAGAACUGCCCGGUGUCAUAUGGACGGGUAUGUCAACACUCUGCGACUUGGACAAGACGUACGUGGUUUCUGA